AUGGCUUUCGAUAAAGUCACGGCGUCGCGGGCGGUGCUCAACCCGCAACUCGCGCCGCGUCUUGCGGAGUACGUGUCGCUGCUAGAGCCGGCCGCAGUCGCCGCGGAGUUUAAGCGGCUCGCACGGAUGCAGCGCGGAUGGCGGAAGCUGCAGUCAGACUGGCGAGGACGGUGGGGUGCGGGGGUACGGGCUUGGAAGCGGCGGAAGCGGAGGGGAGCGGAGGAUGAGGGGGGAAUGAGGGGGAAGGGGCUGGUAAAGACGGAAGAGGGAGAGGAUGGGAAGAGGGAGAAGGUGUCACGAGGCGGAAAGGUCAAGAGGGAGGGGGACAAUGACGGUAGUGGGGGAAGGCAUAGGGGAGGCGGAGAGCGAAGGGGAAGAGGAAGGGCAGCGCGGCUGGAUGUUGCGGAGAUGUUUGAAAUGGGCGACGAGGUGCAACGGGCAGUGUUGGCUGUCUUCUUCCUGCGAAAGUGCACUGUGCGUUUUUUUCUCCACAUGCGUGAGAGUCGGGCCGCCGCAGAAGGAGGGGCAAGGGGAGCGGAGGAGGAAGUGGAGUGGGAGAAGCUGAGGUUUAAGAGGCGUGACAGUGAAGGGAAGAGAAAAAGAGGAGUGCAGAGAGCUGAGGGGGGUGUGUGGGGGAGAGGAGGGUUGGGGGAGUGGGGCCUGGGAGGUCUUGAGGAGGAAUUGAUGGGUGCUGCUGCCUUGCGCAUGGUUAGAGAGCGGUGCAAAGGGAUGAAAGGGGAGGAGGGAGAGGAGGAGGAGGAGGAGGAGGAGGAGGAGGAGGAGGAAGAGGAAGAAGAAGAAGAAGAAGAAGAAGAAGAAGAAGAAGAAGAAGAAGAAGAAGAAGAAGAAGAAGAAGAAGAAGAAGAAGAAGAAGAAGAAGAAGAAGAAGAAGAAGAAGAGGAGGAGAGGAGGUUAUUUGACGAUCCCAUGUUUCUCCUAGAGCUGCUCUGCCUGCUUCCAGCUCUGGCGCUCAAGUGCCCCUCGCUCCUGCCACCAGGUCUGGCUGUUCUCGGACUGCUGGCUUCAAGGCUCGGCCCGAGCCUGAUUGCAGGUCUCGUGCUCCAAACCUCUCCGCAGUUCCGAACCUCCGCGAUCAAGCUCCUCGCGCGAGUCUUAGCCCAAACAUCAGCCUCCACAUCCGCACCUACAGCAAUUCCCUCUCAACCUGCCCCACCAUCGUCUCUCCCUGAACCGCAACCCACACAUUGGGGGGCUGCUGCUGCUGCUGCUGCUGCUGCUGCUGCUGCUGCGCCUGGGGAUUCUAAAACGCCUGUGGCAGCAGGCCGUUCAGGUGCUACUGGUGCUGCCACUGCUGCUGGUGCCGGGGCUGCCACUGGUGCUGGUGCUACUGGUGGUGCAAAGCAGACCUUGCGUCCGAAGCGGCCGCUUGCGUUUGCCUUUCCUGGAAUCUUCUCCUCCAAGCCGCCCCCGCUGAAAGAGCUACAGCACAAGCAGGCACAGGGGUUCCUCCCUGGUGUGGUGGGUCCCAUUCACGAGAAUGCAUUUGCACACCAUAAACAUUCCUCCCAUCACCAUCACCCCUCUGCACCAUCCUCACUGCUCCCAAUUCCUCCCUCAGCUGCUCGUUCCCAUGCUCACACCAGCAAUACUGCCUCCAUCGCCCCCUCCACUGCUCGUCUUACCGCUGCAAACUGGGCCUCAUGCACCUUCCGUGCAGCUUCCCUCGCCAUGGUCCGCGUCUGCCAGCUGUCCGCAGCUACUGCUGCCACCUCAGCAAGCAGAUCCACGGCUAAAUCUAUAGGUCCUGUGUUGCUGGAAGACCCUCUUGCGGUUCCCAAGGCGUGCCGGGCGGCGUUGCUGAGUCAGCACGUGCUUGCUGAGCUGGCAGUGCAGAUCACGGUGGAUCUGAUUGGCGAUGAGCUGGCGUUUUUCCUGUCUGCCCUGCCUCCUCUGUCCGAUCCCCUAUUGGCCAAAACCAGUUUCUGGAGGUUUCUUAUAGCCCCUUACAGGCUGCCAGGCGGGAAAAUAGCAGAAGAGGAAGAAGAGAAUAUUGUGUCACAUGCCCAAGGAGGAGGGGUGAAGGCACAAAGGGAUACAGCAGGGUCGAUGGGGGAAUGUGAGGAUAUGGUGGCUGUUGGGAGCCAAUCGGAAUGCGCCAUGUGGCGCGCCAGGGCGGCAUUGCUGCGAGGAGCAGAGGCAGAGGCGGAGAGAGUGGGUCUUGACGUGAGGCUGGGGCACAGUGGGGGGCGUGUGGAGAGUUGGGAGUGUGGAGAGGGUGGGGAGGGUGGGGAGGUUAAGGGUGAGGAUGAGGUUUCCAGGAAGGAGGAGAAGGAGGAGGAGGAAAAAGGUGGUGGUGGCGUGGCAGGGAGUACAGGGCUUAAGGCACAUGAGCGUCUGGAGGAGGGCGGCGGGGUGGUGGGAAGAUGGUCGGCGGAACUGUCACGGCACCUGCGGGUGUUUUGUCUGUUGUGCGGGUGCGGCGUGGUGAAGCUCGAGGAUGCUGCACGUGACAGCCUGGCAGCCAAAGAGCACCAGCAGCAGCACAGCAAGAAAGCAGGAGCUACACCCUCCCCUAUCUCUAAAGAGCUCGUGCUCCUCGCUCUCUCCCUCCUCUCCCUCAUCCCCCCCUCCCUCGCCUCCUCGCCUCUCCUCCACCCCCUCUACCUUGAAGCAGCACGUUCCGUUCUCUCAUCCCAUCUCGCGAUCAACCCAUCUCACGAUUCUGCACGUUCCUCCUCGAAGCAACCGCGAAACAAAGUGGCCGAUGGGAGUGGUGGGGCAGAAGGAUGGGGAAGAGGAGGAAACGAGCUCAUUCGGCAGACCCUGGGCUUCCCUGUGUUACUGAGUACCGCCUCUCUCACCCAUCUCGCUGAUACUGCACAGCUCUUUUCAAACCAAGCCCACAGUACAGUCCGAGAUUGCACCGGCCCAGUGGACAAACCAGCAGCAACAGUGCGAGCAUCAGCAUCAGCAUCAGCAUCAGCAGCAGUGCGGGCAGCAGAGUGCAUGCAUCUGCUGCUAGAGGCAGACCUCUUCGCCCUCCACCACAUCAACCCCACCCCGGCUCUCUUCCGCUGCCUCUACGCCGCUUCCCUCCCCAUCCACCCUGUAUUCCCCUCCCUCCUCUCUUCCUACGUCUCUGCCCUUGCUUCCGCGUCCCUCCCUCCUGCUCCACCCACCCCCGCCCGCACGCCAGUCUCCCACCCCCCCUCGGCCCACCCCCCGACGCACCCUCAUUAUUCUCUCCCCUCCUUGCACCCCUCCCCCUCCCACGCUUCUCCCUCUCACGUCCCCCGUUCCCACCCCUCCCCGUCCCGCAUCUCCCCAUCCCACCCCUCCUCCGCCCACCCAUCCCCCUCUCACCCCUCCCGCUCCCCCCUCCACCCCACCUCCUCCCCUACCAUUCCAAACACCGCCCCCACUCUCUCUCCCCCCACCACAACCCCUCCCACCCCUGCCAUCCAACCCCUCUCUCGCUCUGCCCUCCUUCGUCUCAUUUGGCCGGCCUGUCUCCUCACCACCUCUGGAAUUCCUCACACUGCUCUGCUCUCUCCCCUCCUCUCCACACAACCUCUGCCCCAAGUGGCAUCUCUGGAACCUGAAUCAGGGUCAAAAACUGGUAAGGCGGGUGGGGGUGGUGGCGCCGGGGAUGACGUGGGUGGGGCGGUGGGUCGUGGCACUAGUGGAAUGCGGUUGGAGGAGAUGUGCUGGGGUGAGGAGGGGAGGGUGCUAGCACGAGGGGCGCUGGGGUCGCUGUAUGUGCUGCUGUGGGAGCGGGAGAUGCAGAGGAAGCGAGGAGCGUGGGGGAGUGGGGAGAAAAGAGGUGGGCAGGAGGCGGGAGAGAGGAGAGGGGCGCAGGAGGGAGGGGAGAGGAGAGGGACGCAGGAGGGAGGGGAGAGGAGAGGGACGCAGGAGGGAGGGGAGAGGAGAGGGACGCAGGAGGGAGGGGAGAGGAGAGGGAUACAGGGCGUGCCGGGCAAGAGAGGAGUUGCUGGGGCUGAAUUCGUGCUGCCAGAAGUGGGAGAGGAGUUCGAGGAAGGGGAAGAGGGAGACGAGGGAGCAGAGGGGGAAAAUGAAGAGGAGGGAGAGGCGGGAGAAGAGGGAGAGGAGGAACGAGAGGAGGGCGGUGGUGGGAGUGGCAGGAUAGGAAGUGCAAGGGCGACAGUUGGAACAGGGAGCAGAGGAGCGGUGCAGGCAUGCAGAGCAGUGGUCAUUCAUGCCCUGCCAGGGCAGCAGUGGUGGCAGUUGCUGCUGUGUGCCGUGCCCUGGCACACCCUGCUUGCCACCUUUGAGCGGAGGUUCCUUGACUUCACCCCGCUCAUGCCUACUUGGCAGUCUCUGGCGUUUUCUAUGCUGCCCGACUUUCCCGGGCAGCCUCCUCGACUGCCCCUACCAACAAACUCCGACGCCUUUUCCCUCACAAGCCCUUUUCCUCCCCCUCCUCCUCUCCACACACUCGCCCGCCCCAAAGCCCUCCGCACCUUCCCCUAUCUCAACCUCCUCCUCCCACCCUCCCUCCCUGCCACGUCAGCACGCUCCACCACCACAUCAGCCCGCUCAUUAUCUACCUCAGCACGCUUGAUUGCUAUUCCAGCAAACGGAACAGCACCAGAUGACAACCUGCCACACCAGCACGCUCUAGACAUCCUCUACUCUCUUCUUCACACCCUCCUAUCCCCAAACGCUCCCAACACUCUCAACAAUCUUAACACCCCUCCCAUCUCCUUCACUUCAAGCCCUGUGCAAGCAUUUGAGUGGAGCAUGGCUAAUUGCCCCCUUGCCUUAAACUCCAACCCCCAGCAGCAGCAGCAUGAGGAGUUUUGCAUUCUUCUCUGCGCUCUUCUUGAUGCCUGGCAGUUUCCCCUCUCCUUAUCCCUCUCGCUCUCCCUCUCUGCCUCCGAACCUGCUGUCAAAGGAGUCACGCAAAGGGGCAGGGAAAAGUUUUUUAGCGCCUCCCUGGCCGACGCAGGGUUUGACGUUGGGGAUUGGGCGGCAGAGCUUGUCAUUAUCAACAACCUGCUUUCUUCUCUCUUACAGUCACACUCGCUGCAAUCACACUCGAUCAUGGACCUGAGGGCUAUCCAGGUGUCAUUCUCCUAUUGGUGGAGCCGACUCCCCCCUCUGGGAUAUCUAGCUCUCAUGCCAGCUGUGGUCGAAGCGAUUCAAACCCAGAACUUCCCUCCUCCCUCCUCUCCAUCCCCCUUCUCCCUGUCGCCCUCACCCCCCCUCCCUCUCUCCACUCACUCCCCACCACCUCCACCUUCCCUCUCACCUCCUCGUUUCUCUCCUCUGGAACUUCCUCCCUUUCCAUCUUCUCCGUCCCUCCCUGUCCGUCCCCCCCACCCUCUAGACGCCCUCACUCUCCCCCUCCGCCUCCUCUCCUCCCACCCGCUCCUCUUCCGCUCCCCUCCCCUCCUCUCUGGCCUCCUCCUGCCAAUCCUGACGCGCCAGCUGGACGAUUUCCGCAGGGCGUGCGCUGCUGAGCUGGCAGAGGGAGCAGGUGGGGAAAACGGUGGGGGGGUUACAAAUGGUGAUGGAGAGAAGGGUGGGAAUGGUGGGAGCAGUGCCACUGCUGGCACUGCUGGCACUGCUGGUGCUGGUGGUGCGGCUAGAGGGGGAGCCGGAGCAGCGGAGAAAGGGGAGAGAGGCGGGGGAGGUGCAGGGAAAGUGGGGACACGGGCAGGGUCAGAGGAGGAAGGCAAAGGAUUCAAUCAGACCGGUCCUGGUGUGGGUGGUGUGGGUUUGGGUUUCGGUGUGGGGUUGGGGUUGAGCAAAGGGGUGGUGGCGAGGCUGGGGAAGCGGAUGAGCGGAGCGGAGGUGGAGAAUGGGGUGGUGGCGAUGGUGGGGGUGGUGGCUCAGAUGGUCCUGGAGAUGUGUGGUGAGUUGCAGGAGGAAGGUGAGGAGGAGGGGGAGAGGGUGGAAGAGAUUUUUGAGAGGCUGGAGGAGUUGGGGGGAGAGGAGGAGCAGGGAGAUGAGGAGCAUGAGGAGGAGGAGGGUGAGGAUGAGGGGGUGGAGGGUGAAGAGGAGGAAGUGGGGCAAUGGAGGAAGCAGCGUGAGCAACAAAGGCAUGAACUACAGAGGCAGCGGUGGCAGGCGGGGCAGCAGGGCAGGGACGUGAGAGCAUGCCAGGCCAUGCUCUUCGCCUUCCUCGACCGCCUCAUCGCCCAGCACCCGCUGCUGCUCCGCCUCCUCACCUUCCAGGGCUUUUCGCUCACAUGUGUACCUCCCCUGGUUGCAGCCUCCCCAGCCACACGCUCGCUCCUCCCAGCACUCGUGCGGGAGUUGCUGCAGCAGCCAAUCAUGUCGCGCCAGCUCAUGGCCGUGGCUCUGGUGGCGGAGUAUGCUGUGUGCUGUAGCGAUGCACCCGACGCCCUGCCGCUCGCCUCCCAUGUGCUGCAUCUGCUCGCCCACACGCUCACCCACACGGCCGCUGCCACCAACUUCCUCUCCUUGUCUGUGCCCCCCACGUUCCCCUCCCCUCUGCCCCCCAAUCCACACCAGGUGCUGCAUCUGCUCGCCCACACGCUCACCCACACGGCCGCUGCCACCGACUUCCUCUCCUCCGCCCUCCCUUCCGCCGUCAGAUGUGCCGUCGCCCUCCCCUCCCUCGCCCCCGCCACAGUCACACUCCUGCGUGACCGUACCAGGGUGGCGGGACCCUUGCUGCCCUACCUUUCCCCGCAAGUCCCCGCGCUCUUUGCAGCAGCGGAGGCAGCCUGGAGGGUCCUGGUUAGGAGCCUAUCCCGCACAGCCACCGUUCCCCUCCCGUUAAUGCAAUUGUCCUGA
Closterium sp. Naga37s-1 is the source of this 6747-nucleotide messenger RNA. The record is from the annotation of a GenBank genome assembly. Lineage: Eukaryota; Viridiplantae; Streptophyta; Zygnematophyceae; Desmidiales; Closteriaceae.